GAGCAAAUGUGCCUCUAUGGAGAAGAUCGAGAAAUUUCAGAUCGUGUUCAACAAUCCCACGGCUACCUACUUCGCCGGAGAAACGGUCUACGGCUACGGUUGGUUGGUCGUCAAGGAAGCUGUGUACGUAUCGAGCAUCUGUCUGGAGGCGAUUGGGGAAGCUAAAGUGGAAUGGAUGACGUCAAGUGACAUCCAGAACUCUGAUGAGGAGAUCUUUAAUCAUACAUCCGUUUUACCGAUCAAAGGUGAGAAGCAGAUCAACGAUGAAGGAGUCCUCCACUCAGGCUCCCACUACUUCCCCUUUGAGUUCACCCUCCCCCAGCGGCUGCCGUCGUCGUUCAAGGGCAAACAUGGCCGCCUGCGGUACUAUGUGCGCAUGUCCGUGUACUCCCAGGGCGUGUUUCCGCAAUCAGGGCCCCACACGGAGAGGACGAGCAAGUUCGCCGUCAUAGGAUCGCUGGACCUCAACAACGAGCCUGAUGCCUCGCUCCCCGUGGAGAACGACACGUUCGAGGCCGUGGGCUCCUGGUGCUGUAUAGCCGGCACCGUGACGGCCAUGCUCAAGCUGGACCGCAAGGGCUACACCAUUAAAGAGGCCAUACCUGUCUACGCCGAGAUAAAAAACUUGAGUGCCAGGAGAAUAGCUUCAACACAGGUGUCACUCAUACAGAACGUGACCUACUACUCAUAUCGAGGCAGAUUUUCGGAGUCAACGACUCUGGUGACGGUACACAAGGGCCGUAUCGCCCCCCGGGGUAAACAAACUUGGAACAGGGAGCUGCUCAGUGUCCCCACAGUUCCGCCCUCCCACCUCAGGGGCUGUAAGAUUAUCGAUGUACAGUAUAGUAUAGAGCUUUGUAUUAAACCAUGCGGAGUGGCCAGGAAAGUCAAACUUCCGGUGGACAUCGUCAUCGGGACUGUGGCCUUGAGAGACCAGCAGCACAAGGUCACGUGCCACCCCCUCCUCUCCCCCGAAGACAACAACUUCCCCUUCCCUUUCUUCUCCGCCAACGACGACAGCGAGGUCUUCCUCACUGACCUGUCCAUGCACAACAUGCUGCCCACAGCGCCACCCUGGGAGGAGGACGAUGAGAUACCCUGACAUAUGACAUAUGUCAUUUAGGAUACAAAACAAUUUUAUUCCAAGUGUCAUUCCAUCCAUCGUCAAACUGUAGGUGAUCAUCAAGCUACUGCUAGACAUCUAAGGAAACUUCAGCUCACAAACAGGGGGGUUUAAACAGUUACGGGACUUUGUCACUGGAGGUUUAAACACAGUUAUGGGACUUGGUCCCUGUAGACUAGGUGGUGUUCGCUACUUGUGCUACUUACCAUGGGUGUCAUAAGAAAUAUACUCACCUUGCUAAAGUUGCUAUUGUUCUCAAGGCAACUAAUGAUAUUUUUUAAAUGUUUUUUUUUUUAAAUUUUUUGUGUAAUUAAGUUUAAUGAGUUAAAUGAUAGUUACAUAUCUUAGUAUGUGAAAGUAAUAACUAUUGUUGGCAAUAAUUAACUAGUUGUUUUUUUGAGACUUGCUGUUUACUCCCAAGUGUAGUAAAAUAACAUUGGAUUAACUUAGAAACAGAAACAAUGUGUGUAUAUUGCACAGCAAAGACCGUGAGAUGUUUCCCCAUGUAGUUGAAUGUUCGCAUUUUAAGUUUACUUAAUUGGUCAUCAAAAAAAGUUAUUAGUUCUAGUAUAGCAAAAAAAAAAAAAAUUUUAUGGCUAGAUAAACAUUUAUUUGAACUCCAGCAUCUCCAAUCUACAUUAUUUAAGGGAUGUAUUAGACUUUAGGUUUUCUUUUUUAAAAUAGUCUUUAAAGGGACACAACAAACAAUUAGAAUUUCAUUUCCGUUCUACCUCAGUUAUCUCCAUUUGUUUUUCAAAUCUUUAGAUAAAUUUUUCUUUUUAGAGCAAUGUUCAUCAGUGCUAAAUAUUAUUGGGUUUCUUUUUUUUUUGUAAACUUUUUUUUUUUAUAAUUGUAGUACUAAUAUGUAAUUAAUUUUGAAACUAUAAUUUGUCAUAAAGGAUGUAUUCUUUAAGAGCAAGUGAUUUUAAGAAUGAAAUGGAGAAACUUGGAAUAAAUGUAUUACAAUACCAGGCGCUUCACUAUAGAACAAUUUAUGAUAAGGGUGUAUUUUUUUAUGUAAAAAUUCGUUCAGUAUUGUGUCACAUAUGCAUAUACUCAAUAUUUCCUCACACAAUCAAAUAAUGUAAGUAAUUAUCUGCAUUAGAAAUGAGGGGAGCUCAAUCUGUCAAGCAGUGGUAGUCUUCUCUUGUUAUUUAGCCAGCAUUCACUACACAUACAUAUAUAAAUAUAUAUAUAUAUUAGAAAUAUUGUUUGUUUAUGUGUAACAAUAGAUAAUUAAAUGUACAUUGUUAUGAUUGAAUGUGCAAAAUUACUGCUUCUAAUUUUAGUUGUUAGAUUACGGUGUUUAAAUGGAAAUUGCUGUUCAGUGUAUAUUUUUUUUCUUUUUUCCACCUGAACUUAAAAAUCUAUUCAAGUGAGACACGUAAACACCUUAACUGAUAAUUGAUGAUGUAAAUGAUGUGUUUCAAGGUAUUCUGAUUUGUCGGAUUUGCCAUGCUACUACAAAAAAUGUUUUGAGUGUGUUUUAGGCCCAAAGCAACUGGCUUUCUUCUUUUCUUUGUUGUUACUGUUGUGUUGCAUAAUGUACGUAAACUGAUCACUUUUAUGUUUCAUGACAUAGUGUAACACUAUUGGAUCAUGUAUUAUGUGAUGGAUUAAAUAAAUACAAAAUAUC
Molecule: messenger RNA, 2759 nt
Organism: Physella acuta
Lineage: Eukaryota; Metazoa; Mollusca; Gastropoda; Physidae
Product: arrestin domain-containing protein 3
Biological process (GO): protein transport
Cellular component (GO): cytoplasm
Source: RefSeq, a predicted model, not a curated record